AUCUCUUCUUCCUCUUUCGACCGGUGCUCGAGUGUGGAGAGUCCUGUGGAUUCACUAUUGCGGUUUCGGUGCGUCGCAGGCGUGUGCAUCACGCAAUGUAACGGCCACCAGUCCCAAUCUCAUUUUAAAAAUAUUGAUAAAUUACUAGGUAGGCGGCGGCCAGGGAGGAAAACAAAGGAACGUUGAACAGCGCGGAGCGGAGGGAGAUUCGGUAGUUUUGGCUGGAGGGGACUCUAGCAAACCGACCGACACCACGCGCAGAAAUGGCGGAGCACCACGCAGUCAGCGACGGCAAGCACAAAGCGUCCGCUAAUGCCGGCAGUUCGGUACACGGGAAUAGCCGUGCCGGCGCCGCGGGUGCAGCGGGCGGCAGAGGAGGCCUGUCGGGCGGACUGACACAGCCGGCGGGGUGGCAGUCGUUACUCUCGUUUAGCAUUCUCUUUCUGGCCUGCCUCGCAGGAUUCAGCUCCAGACUUUUCGCCGUGAUUCGGUUUGAGAGCAUCAUCCACGAGUUCGACCCGUGGUUCAACUACAGAUCGACGCAUCAUCUGGCAACCAAUGGUUUCUAUGAGUUUCUCAACUGGUUUGACGAAAGAGCCUGGUACCCGUUGGGAAGGAUUGUCGGCGGCACAGUCUAUCCCGGUUUAAUGGUGACUGCGGGACUCAUCCACUACGUGCUCAACUUGCUUCACAUUACGGUCCACAUCCGCGACGUGUGCGUCUUUCUGGCGCCGGUGUUCAGCGGUCUCACGGCGAUCUCCACCUUCCUGCUGACGCGGGAGCUGUGGAACCAGGGCGCCGGGCUGCUGGCGGCCUGCUUCAUCGCCAUUGUCCCCGGCUACAUCUCCCGCUCGGUGGCCGGCUCCUUUGACAAUGAGGGCAUUGCCAUCUUUGCCCUGCAGUUCACCUACUACCUCUGGGUGAAAUCUGUGAAGACGGGCUCUGUGUUUUGGACAAUUGGCUGUUGCCUCUGCUAUUUUUAUAUGGUCUCGGCAUGGGGAGGCUACGUGUUCAUCAUCAACCUGAUUCCCCUCCACGUCUUUGUGCUGCUGCUGAUGCAACGUUACAGCCGCCGAGUCUACAUCGCUUAUAGCACCUUCUACAUUGUUGGUCUUGUACUAUCAAUGCAGAUUCCGUUUGUCGGCUUCCAGCCCAUCAGGACCAGUGAGCAUAUGGCUGCCGCCGGUGUGUUUGCACUACUCCAAGCAUAUGCCUUCCUGCAAUAUUUGAGAGACAGACUGACCAGACAAGAAUUCCAGACGCUCUUCUUCCUCGGCGUUUCGCUCGCCGCCGGCGUGGUCUUCCUCACCGUGAUAUAUCUCACGUACACAGGAUACAUCGCUCCAUGGAGCGGGCGUUUCUACUCGCUCUGGGACACUGGCUACGCCAAGAUCCACAUCCCCAUUAUCGCAUCGGUGUCGGAGCACCAGCCCACAACGUGGGUCUCCUUCUUCUUCGACCUUCACAUCCUGGUGUGCACGUUCCCGGCGGGCCUCUGGUUCUGCAUCAAGAACAUAAAUGAUGAGCGAGUGUUUGUGGCCCUGUACGCCAUCAGCGCGGUGUACUUCGCCGGCGUGAUGGUGCGUCUCAUGCUGACGCUGACGCCGGUGGUGUGCAUGCUGUCGGCCGUGGCUUUCUCCAGCGUCUUCGAACACUACAUGGGAGAUGACACCAAGCGGGAGAAACCCCCCGCCGAAGACAGCAGCGACGAGGACGACAAGAGGAAUUCGGGCAAUCUCUACGAUAAGGCUGGCAAGGUACGCAAGCAUGUGUCCGAGCAGGAGAAAGCGGAAGAAGGCCUGGGUCCAAACAUCAAGUCCAUCGUCACCAUGCUGAUGUUGAUGCUCCUGAUGAUGUUUGCCGUCCACUGCACCUGGGUCACCAGCAACGCUUACUCCAGCCCCAGUGUGGUGCUGGCCUCUUACAACCACGACGGCUCACGUAACAUCCUGGACGACUUCAGGGAGGCCUACUACUGGCUGCGGCAGAACACGGACGAGCACGCGCGCGUCAUGUCGUGGUGGGACUACGGGUAUCAAAUUGCGGGGAUGGCCAACAGGACGACGCUCGUCGACAACAACACGUGGAACAACAGUCACAUCGCGCUGGUGGGCAAGGCCAUGUCUUCCAAUGAAAGCGCGGCCUACAAAAUCAUGCGGUCCCUGGACGUGGACUACGUGCUGAUUAUUUUCGGCGGCGUCAUCGGCUACUCGGGCGACGACAUCAACAAGUUCCUGUGGAUGGUGAGGAUAGCGGAAGGGGAGCACCCAAAGGACAUCAGGGAAAGUGACUACUUCACCCCUCAGGGAGAGUUCAGAGUGGACAAGGCCGGUUCACCCACUCUGCUUAACUGCCUCAUGUACAAGAUGUCCUACUAUCGAUUUGGCGAAAUGCAGCUGGACUUUCGAACGCCGCCGGGCUUUGACCGGACGCGCAACGCCGAGAUCGGGAACAAGGAUAUCAAAUUCAAGCACCUGGAGGAGGCCUUCACCUCCGAGCACUGGCUGGUCAGGAUCUACAAGGUCAAGAACCUUGGCAACAGGGAGCCGCUCGACCGCAAGCCUCGCAGCGUCGUGCCCAAACAAAAGUACACGUCCAAAAAGACGGCCAAGAGGAAGCGAGGCUUCGUGAAGAACAAGCUGCUCCUGAAAAAAGGCAAGAAAGUCCAAAAAAAGUAACCGCGACGAACUCUCCUAGGAAAAAAAUUAAUAAAAUAGAAUGCGAAGAAACCUCUGACAAACAAUGAAGAGCACCCGGGUGUGGAUUUCUGUGGCACUUGGGCUCAAGUGUUUUUUUCAUCAAGAGCACCCCCGUGCGGCCAGAAAGGUGAAGUGUCAAAUUUUGAUUCUCUCCAGAGAACUGUUGUCCAUUUUAUCUUGAGGGGUGGGGGGGUGGACAUUUUGUCUUGCUUCUUUUCGCCACUUUUUUUUUUUUUUUUUUUUACUUUGUACUUGAAUGUGCGGUGAGGCAUUGGGCUGCUCUGUUGGUUUGUGUCAAUUAAAACAGUUGUGGUACACGAA
Molecule: messenger RNA, 3020 nt
Organism: Hippocampus zosterae (dwarf seahorse)
Lineage: Eukaryota; Metazoa; Chordata; Actinopteri; Syngnathiformes; Syngnathidae
Gene: stt3b
Product: STT3 oligosaccharyltransferase complex catalytic subunit B
Exons: 16
Coding region: 264-2678 (804 amino acids)
Biological process (GO): post-translational protein modification
Cellular component (GO): membrane
Molecular function (GO): dolichyl-diphosphooligosaccharide-protein glycotransferase activity
Source: RefSeq, a predicted model, not a curated record